UAACAGGGUUCGAUACUGAAAUCUGUUUUAAACAUGGGCAAUUUGGUAUUUUAUUUCAAUUCAGGGGACUUGUUCGUUAAUAGAAAAAGGUAAAAGAUUCUUCAUUUUAACAAAGGAAACAAUUACCCUUUUCAGUUUUCACUAGGUUUUCUAUAAGACGGUGAUUUUGAAGACCUAAAUUUUAGCUUAGUAAACACGGUAUCGUUGCUAUGGACACCGCCAAAGUAGAAGAACCGCAGGAAACGAAGAAGACGACUCUUACAGCUCAAACUCCAUUAUCUAUGUCGAUUUCAUCACUUCCAGAUGAAAUCGUUUUAAGUUUCUUAGCCCGGAUCUCUAAAUCUUACUACCGUUCCCUCUCUUUAGUCUCCAAGAGCUUUUACGCUCUUCUCUCUUCUACAGAGAUCUACGCGGCCCGACCCCACAUCGGAGCCACAGAGCCUCGCCUCUACGUGUGCCUGUGGUUACUCAACAAGCAUCGCUGGUUCACUCUUCUGAAUCCCGAUCAAACCCUAAUCACCAACGGUGGUGAGAUUGAGGGUGAAUUAAGUUUAGUACCGGUAAGGCUCUCUUCCUCCAAUCCUCCCGCUCGGUUAAAGUCAACCACUGUAGCUGUCGGUUCCGAAAUCUACCAAAUCGGCGGAACCGUCAACGGCAAGCGAUCCAAAGCCGUUGGUGUGCUUGAUUGUCGAAGUCAUACAUGGCGACGUGCUCCUAACAUGAGAGUGUCAAGGGUAGGCGCCAAGUCUUGUUUUUUAGACGGACAUAUAUAUGUAAUAGGAGGAUGCAGAAAGAGUGAGGAAGAAUCCAAGAAUUGGGGUGAGGUUUUCGACCUAAAGACUCAGACUUGGAAUCCAUUGCCUAGCCCUAGUGAUAAUUAUGCCGUGGAUUCGAAUCACAAAGUUGCAGUUUUUGGAGAAAGGCUAUACGUAAUCACCAAGCAUAACAACUAUGCAUAUGCUCCGAAUGAAGUAAGAUGGCUACCAGACGUGGGGUCUGUGGAUCUACAACCCAUAACUGGACCUUGGUGCGGCGGUAUAGAAAAAGUUAUGAAACCUAUAACUGGACGACCUUGGUGCGUUAUAGGAAAUGUAAUGUUUACUGAUGAGUGCAGGAAGUACAGGUGGUAUAGCUCAAGUCAUGGAGCGUGGCUAAGAGUUGAAGGUUUGCAUGAUCUAUACGCUAAGCGUCGUUUUGAGUACCGUACGAUUCAGUUAGUUAACUAUGGUGGGAAACUGUUAAUUAUAUGGGACGAGUGGGUCAUGAUCCUAGACAGGAAUUACCUUAUUCGCAGCCAAGACAAGCAAAUUUGGUGUGCUGUGAUUAGGUUGGAGGAGCGUAUGUCUUAUUUGGGACCCCAGAUUUGGGGGCAGGUUGAGAGCUGCAAUGUUGUUGUGCCUAGCGUCCCCAAGUCUUAUAAGCUCUCAAGCUGCCAAUGUGUUUCGGUCUGAAACUCAUCUUUGCUUUCAACAUAUUAUUUGGGGUUUAGUUGUCUAGUAGGAUGCGAUUGUUCACUCUAGUUCUUUGUUUUGUUUUUUUUGCUCUUUCCUUUAAUUCAGAGACAAGCUAGCAAGCUGUUUUGUCAGAUUUUUCUUUUUAUUUAAUUUAUGCUGUUUUUUUUCUU
Messenger RNA from Arabidopsis lyrata subsp. lyrata, 1624 nucleotides. Its product is annotated as putative F-box/kelch-repeat protein At4g35120. Bases 210 to 1451 code for a protein of 413 amino acids. The record is from RefSeq and is a predicted model, not a curated record. Gene Ontology annotation, molecular function: protein binding. The transcript has a single exon. Lineage: Eukaryota; Viridiplantae; Streptophyta; Magnoliopsida; Brassicales; Brassicaceae.